AAUAUUCUAAGCAACCGAGUGAGUAAUCAACAUUAAAAAUGGCUGACUGGCAAGGAACUGUUGCUGUUAACACGGCAGGCGCAGAAGAUCACAUUUCAUCUUUUACAGAAAAACUUUUUAAACGGGAAGAAGAAAGGCAAGCACAACUGCAAAAACGAAAACAAGAAGAAAGUGAACAGUCAUUUAGAAUUCAAGAAAGUGUUCAACUAUUUUUAGAUUCAUUUAAAUCAGAGCUUCAAAUACUGAAAUCACUGCUCGUUGAAUCCAGUAAAAUAGAGUCUACCAGGUUAAUAGAACAUUUUGAUAAUUUAUCAUUACGUGUUUCAAAGCUACAGCGGUAUGUUUCUGAGUCAGCAAUGUUUCUUCCUCCAUAUGAGUUAAAAACAGCUCAAAAUUUGAUAACAUCUCUUCAAAGUGGUAUUCAAGAAAAGAGGGAUGAACUUUUGCCAAAAAAGAAGUUUGCCUUUAAAACAUCUAACAGAAAAGCUGACAGAAGAACUGCUAUGCCUGAGAACACAAAAAGUGAAGAGACAGCAAAGGAUUCAAAAUCAGAAGAUGAUUUAGUAAUUGAAUUAGCGGCGUGUAAAUUUGUAGGGGUUUCCAACAAGACUCUUCAAAAAAAUGGAAAUGAAAUAAAUAAAAAGGACAUUGCUUUGGCAAGCUUAACCGAUUGUACAGUUCUUCUCUAUGGUGCCCCUUCUGCUAUUCACAUGAAUAAACUAAAGAAUUGUAAAGUGUUUUGUGGCCCAGUGCCAGGUUCUAUAUUUAUCAGAGAGUGCAUCAAUUGUACAUUUGUGCUGUCCUGUCAACAACUAAGGAUUCACUCAACAACAAACUCACAUUUUUACAUUCAUGUAACUAGCAAAGCCAUAAUAGAAGAUUGUAAUGGCAUUAAAUUUGCACCUUGCAAUUGGACAUAUGAUGGUCAAGAAGAGGAUUAUGCCACCACAGGUCUGACUAAAGACAGAAACAAUUGGGAUAAAGUUGAUGAUUUUAAUUGGUUAGCUGCUGAUGCUCAUUCUCCAAACUGGUCAAUUCUUGAUGAGUCAGAACGUAUAACUUCUUGGAGCUUUUAAGUUAUUUAGUUUUUAUAAUGUUACAUCCAUUAAAGUGUUACUAUCAUUGCAGACUUAUCUAAAUAAUUAGCUUUAUUUAUUAUAGGCCUGUUUAUACAAAUUUAAAAGAAAUGCAUAUAUUGUUAAUUUUGUUUCCUUAGAAGAAGCACAAAAAUAGAAAAUAUAACAGCUUUUAUAUAAAUUGCUCUAUUAAUAAUAUUAUUAUAGAUAGUACUUACAUUAUUCACCAUCCACAUUAAUUUAAAUGAAAUUCUUCUUCCUAUCAGGGCCUCUAGAAUUUCUGUCCUAAUAUUCUACUACUUUAACCUUUGUUAACUUUGUUUAAGCAUCUUUAGCAUCUAAAGUUGGGCUUGUGUAUUGAAAUUAAACCUUUAUCAAAUCAAUAUUUUUUUUAAACUGGAUUUUUCGUAAAAUUGCUUUGACUAUUCUUUAGGCGAAUUUCAUUUUUUAAAAUUUGAAUAAAAAAACUGAAGCUACCUUAGUCAGAUUGUAGUUGGUAUUAUUAUUAUAUAAUUACUAUAAAUGAUGUUUUAAUUAACUUUUGCAAAUACUAUUUAAAAAAACAUUUUAUUCAACCAAGCCUCCUUUCUUAUUCUACUUAACUAGUUAACAGUGCAAGGAGUAAGAACAUGAGGUAGAGGGCAACGUUUUGUUUUGAUGGUGCCUUUUUUGAAUCAUGGCCAAAAGCCAAGAUGUAAUUAUAGCUUGAGUCUAGGUAAAGUUAGUUAUUACUGUAGGUAUGUUUUCAACUUAAGUCAUUAUAUGCUAUGAAAAUAGCUAAAUUCCUUGUCAUAGGGUAGUGUUUGUAGAAGAAAAUGUUAUUUUUACCACGUUGUCACUUGUUAUCUCAUGUAAUAGAAUGAAAUAUUCUGUGAUCUUUGUGUGUGUACAGUUGUUUGGCUGAGUCCAGUUAUGGACAAUUUUUUUAGCUUACACAUUGGUGGGGGUAAACAACUUUUAUUUUUAUAGACAGAACACUUAAAAUCUUUGCUGUAAGCAACAACAGACAUGGUAUGAACUGAUUGCUAGAUUUAGAAGUGAAUUAUUUUUUAAAUUUUACAUGAAUCAGUUAUGCCUUUGUCCUCACUUAUUUAUAAAAGUUAAAAUGGUUACAAUAUCUUCUAAUUGAUUAAUUAGCACUAGUAAUCUCUAAUGAUUCACAAGGAUCUUUAACUUGCCAUGUUAAAAAAACAAAAAACAUUUUAUACUGGUAUAAUAAAAUUAUUUCAUACUCUUUU
Molecule: messenger RNA, 2314 nt
Organism: Physella acuta
Lineage: Eukaryota; Metazoa; Mollusca; Gastropoda; Physidae
Product: tubulin-specific chaperone C
Biological process (GO): post-chaperonin tubulin folding pathway; tubulin complex assembly
Cellular component (GO): cytoplasm
Molecular function (GO): tubulin binding
Source: RefSeq, a predicted model, not a curated record